AUGUGUAUAUGUCAUUGCAAUGCAGAUGGCACUGGCUAUGCUGACCAUGGAAGAGAAGUUUUCGACGAUGACUUUGAUCAAGAAGAUACCGAAAUGGAUUCAGCUAAUAAAUAUAGCGGAGAAGUUGUCACUGAACGACUCGCCUGGGUUGUGAAUAUUGAAAAAUAUAUGAUUACUGUAAUGAAACCAAUCCAAAGCAUGUUUCUAGCAAGUAGCAAGAAGACUCAGAAUAACAAGAACGUAAAGUUAGAAAACGAUGACCUGUUGGAUGAUAUUUUACAAGAAAUAGAGCUGCUUCCGGAUUCUUCUAUUAAACAAGAAAUUGAUUCUCAUACCGAAAAUUACAUUCCUGCUGUGAAGCACUGGCAAUAUAAUAUCAAAUUUGUUGCAGGUGAAAAAUAUAUCGACUUCUUUUGGUUUGAUGCUUACGAAGACCCAAGUCUUCAGAAAGGGAUUAUUUAUCUGUUUGGUAAAGUCAAAACUAAAGAAAAUGCAUAUGCUAGUUGCUGCCUAAUUGUGAAAAAUAUAGAACGCGAUAUUUACAUCUUACCAAGAAAAACCCGUUUAGACACGGACGGUUCAGACUCGGGAAUUGAAGUUACUAUGAAAGAUGUGUACGAGGAAUUUAGUGAAAUUUGUAAUAAGAACAAAAUAAUGACGUUCCGAAGCAGAGUAACUAAAAAGCGAUAUGCUUUUGAAUUGAAAGAUGUGCCUGUUGAAUCGGAAUAUUUGCACGUUAAAUAUAGUGCUGCUUUACCGCAAAUAAAAAGUGAUAUGCAAGGGCAGACAUUCAGUCAUGUAUUUGGAACCAACACGUCGAGUUUGGAGUCGUUUUUACUACAUAACAAAAUUAUGGGCCCCAACUGGCUUAGAAUCAGAAACCCACAAUUUCCAUCACAAAAAGUUAGCUACUGCAGAUCUGAGACUAUCCUAAGUUUCAGUAUGAAAACGAUCAUUAACCCUAAGACUCAUGAAAAUGAGAUUGUAGCGAUCGCUGCUGUAACACACCAAUCAUUUUACUUUGAUAAACCACCCCCAAAAUCUUUAUUCGAGGGUCACUUCGUAGUUAUUAGAAAUCUCGUCGAUCAUAACAUCCCGAUGGGUUUUCGCGAUUUUAUGAAACAAAAGAAUAUAAAUCUUGAAAUCUCAUCCACGGAAAGAGCAUUAUUAAGUUUUUGGCUCGCUAAAGUACAACAAAUCGACCCUGAUAUCAUCGUGGGACAUAAUAUAUGUGGAUUUGAUAUCGAUGUUAUCCUUCAUAGAAUGAAUACGUGUAAAGUGUCGUUAUGGUCGCGAAUUGGAAGAAUUAAAAGACAUGCCAUGCCUAAAUUAUCUUCUACCGUCGGUGGUUUCGGAUUUGCAGACCGUUCCGCUUGUUGUGGUCGAUUAAUUUGUGAUGCCAAAACAUCCGCUAAGGAAUUAAUUCGAGUUAAAAGUUAUGAUCUUACAGAACUCACAUCAUACGUUCUGAAAGCGAAAAGAUUCGAUAUUAACCAAGAUGAGAUUGCAGAUAAAUUUAACUCUAUGGAUGCAACCUUUGCCUUGCGGAUUGUGUAUGAGUUGAACGCGUUACCCUUAGCCUUACAAAUUACCAACAUUGUUGGAAAUGUACUAUCACGAACUCUCCUUGGUGGAAGAUCGGAGAGAAAUGAAUUUUUACUCCUGCACGCAUUUUCUGAAAAAGAUUUCGUUUGUCCUGAUAAAAGUUUUAAAAAGAAGCAACAGUUUAAUGAAGAAUUUGAAGACCACGAUGAUGCGGCAAAAUCUAAUAAUAGGCGUAAAAAGCCGGCGUAUUCCGGUGGUUUAGUUCUUGAACCAAAAAAAGGCUUCUAUGACAAAUAUAUUUUGCUGCUGGAUUUUAACAGUCUGUAUCCGACGAUCAUUCAAGAAUUUAACAUAUGCCUCACUACAGUUGAUCGUCAUCAUCUUGCAGCGGAUGAGAACAAUGAUAACGAGUUGGAAUGUGAAUAUCCUAGUCCAGACUUAGAGCCUGGUGUUCUUCCGCUAAUCCUGAAAGGACUUGUAGAGCGACGAAGAGAGUACGGCCACCUGUACUUAAGACUAAUAUUCCUCAUUCAUCGUCUUGUAUUGCAGUAUGACAUUCGCCAAAAAGCUCUGAAAUUAACGGCAAACAGCUUGUAUGGCUGUUUAGGAUUUUCGAAUUCGAGAUUUUAUGCAAAACCUUUAGCCGCUUUGGUAACAAGUAAAGGAAGAGAGAUUUUAACUAAAGCUAAAGAAUUGGUGGAAAAUCAAAUGUUAUUGGAAGUUAUUUAUGGUGAUACCGAUUCAAUCAUGAUAAAUACCAAUUCAACUAACUUAGACGAAGCUUAUAACCUUGGUCAUAAAGUGAAAGCAGAAAUUAACAAAUCCCAUAGACUUUUAGAAAUAGACAUUGACGGUGUCUUCAAAUCUAUGCUUUUGCUAAAGAAAAAGAAGUACGCAGCUCUUGCAAUCCAAAAGAAUGAAGACGGAACUCUUUCCGAAGUUAAGGAACUGAAAGGCUUAGACAUAGUCAGAAGAGAUUGGUGUCAAUUAGCAAAGGACGUUGGAAACUACGCCCUAUCACAAAUUUUAUCUUCGGAUUCUCGUGAGAAUAUUGUCGAUAAAAUUCAUUCCUAUCUCACUGAAGUUGGAGACGACGUCCGUUCCGGUCGCAUCGACAUAGAUAAAUACGUUAUUUUAAAAACUUUGUCGAAGUCGCCUAACGAUUACCCUGAUAAAAAGAGCUUACCUCAUAUUCAUGUGGCGUUAUGGAUGCAAACUGAAAAUCGUAGAGUGCAAAUUGGUGAUGCUGUUCCUUAUGUAAUUUGUGAUGAUGGAUCGCAGUUAAAUGUCGCCCAACGAGCCUUCCAUCCUGACCAAUUUCGCAGAUCUGAUUCCCUUAAGAUUGAUUUUAAGUAUUAUCUGGCAUAUCAAAUACACCCCGUUGUUUCACGCCUAUGUGAUCCUAUAGAGGGUACAGAUUCCGCUCGGAUAGCUGACUGCUUAGGUUUGGAUGGCUCACAAUACAAACAUAAGAGCUAUUCAGCAGAACAAAAUGAAUCUGAUGCCAUGCUUGGUGAUAUGCAUAUGAGCUUGGAAGAACAGUUUAAGAACGUGGAACCUCUAAAAAUUAGUUGUCCGAAAUGUAAGGUAACAGAAGAUUUUGCCGGUGCAUAUAAUAAGACUACGAAGCAAUCGGGACUAGUAUGUCCUCAUUGCAACAGCAACUAUAAUGUUGUUACGAUACAGAAUAAAGUUGUCUCAGAAAUCCGAAAAUUUAUUAAAACAUAUUACCAGAAUUGGAUGCAAUGUGAUGAUCCAUCUUGUGAUUAUAAAAUGCGGCAAGCUCCGUAUUUUAUCUCUGGUCGUACUAUUCGUUGUCCUGCAUGCGAAAGGGGACAUCUAACUCUAACGUACUCUGAAAAAUCUUUGUACAAUCAAAUUCUCUACUAUCAACAUUUAUUCGAUAUCGAUCAGAUUGAAAAGGGGAUCCGUAUAGAUCAAAAUAUUAAAGCCGAUUUUAAGAAUUUGUAUGGCACCGUCAACAAGAUCAUAUCGCGCAAUGGCUAUUCAGAAAUUAAUCUCAGCAAGUUAUUCCAACGAUUAUUUACUGGUCCAGCUAAGCGUUAA
Molecule: messenger RNA, 3612 nt
Organism: Trichoplax adhaerens
Lineage: Eukaryota; Metazoa; Placozoa; Uniplacotomia; Trichoplacea; Trichoplacidae
Exons: 48
Coding region: 1-3612 (1203 amino acids)
Biological process (GO): DNA replication; mitotic DNA replication initiation; leading strand elongation
Cellular component (GO): alpha DNA polymerase:primase complex
Molecular function (GO): purine nucleotide binding; DNA-directed DNA polymerase activity; chromatin binding
Source: RefSeq, a predicted model, not a curated record